UCAGCCAUCACACCCCUGAUCGGCCUGGGGGUGAUCAGCAUCGAGCGUGCCUACCCACUGACCCUGGGCUCCAACAUCGGCACCACCACCACUGCCAUACUGGCCGGCCUGGCCAGCCCCGGGGACAAACGGAUGCCCUCCCUGUAGAUCGCUCUCUGCCACUUCUUCUUCAACAUCUCCGGCAUCCUGCUGUGGUACCCACUGCCCUUCACCCGCCUGCCCAUCCGCAUGGCCAAGGCUCUGGGCGAGCGCACGGCCAAGUACCGCUGGUUUGCCGUGCUGUACCUCAUUGUCUGCUUCCUCCUGCUGCCCUCCCUCAUCUUCGGCAUCUCCAUGGCGGGCUGGCGGGCACUAACCUGGGACUUCCUCCCUGCCUGGAUGCACUCGCUGCAGCCCCUCGACCGGCUCAUCACCCGGGCCACCCUCUGCUGCACCGACCGCUGCCGCAGCCCCAAGGGCUGGGAGGAGCGCGAGGGCCCUCCCCGCGACAAGGCCAGGCUGGGGCUGGCACUGGAUACCCAGUCCACUGCUCCCAUGGCCGCCUGGUUUCCGCCAUCUCUGCUCAGCUGGUGUCUAAUAAAAGCCGAGCGCCCGCACCCCGG
This is a messenger RNA of Phaethon lepturus (White-tailed tropicbird), 602 nucleotides long. Its product is annotated as sodium-dependent phosphate transport protein 2A-like. The annotation marks the transcript as partial. The transcript is spliced from 4 exons. The record is from RefSeq and is a predicted model, not a curated record. Gene Ontology annotation, biological process: intracellular phosphate ion homeostasis; sodium-dependent phosphate transport. Gene Ontology annotation, molecular function: sodium:phosphate symporter activity. Gene Ontology annotation, cellular component: vesicle; apical plasma membrane; brush border. NCBI's taxonomy places the organism in Eukaryota, Metazoa, Chordata, Aves, Phaethontiformes, Phaethontidae.